ACACCUAAGUGAUAAAAAUAGUUUAAUUAAAAACCCUAUGGUUUGAUUAAAUUAAAACCCCGUUAAAAACACAAACUCAUAUAACCCCUCUGAUCCCCUGUGGUAUUUCCACACCUGAACACGCAUGCGCACACACACACGAAACUGGUCAAAUCGGUUUGGUUGGCCGCCAUCUUGGACCAGUGCCAUCGUAUUACUGAACGCGCAUGCGCACACGCACGAAACCGGUCAAACCGGUUGUCAAACCGGUUUGGUUGGCCGCCAUAUUGGACAGGUGCCAUCGUAUUACUGAACGCGCAUGCGCACACGCACACGCACGAAACCGGUCAAACCGGUUGUCAAACCGGUUUGGUUGGCCGCCAUCUUGGACAGGUGCCAUCGUAUUACUACUCUCAGUAGCUCAGUCUAAAAAUAACACAAUCGCACACGCAUGCCGUGAUAACAAUCCAUGGAUUUGUGUGGAGACUUUUGAAUAAACAAAGUUAUGACUGAGCUGAAGUUAAAACUCUGGUGUAACUUGAGACAGAUCUGGGAUUCAUUCUGGAAAGUUUUUGGAUUUCAGUCACGGCAGCUCUAAAAUUUCACUGAUAUAAACAGAAAUUGUUUUAAAACGUAAACAUUUGCAUUAAAUAUGGUCUAGUAGUGGCUGUAGCACAAGAGAUAGAAAAGGCCAUGUAUUAAUUAGAGGGUUGGUGGCUUGAUCCCUGGCUGCUCCAGUCUGCAGGUCAGAGUAUGGACAUGAUACUAACCCCAGAGGUUGCAAUCUGAUGUGUUCAUCAGAGCAUAAAUAUUACAUAGAAAGCACUGAGGCACAGAAAAACGUACAUACUUGUGUUAAAUAUACACUUGCAUAUAGAGAAUUAUUCUUUAACAAUCCUUGACAGGUGAAGGUUAUGUUUUUCUUGCCUUGUGCAGACCUAUUACUAUGACACUCCAUCGUGAGGAUAAUGGCAGCUGUUUGUUCUGGUAAGUAAUGUUUCUGAUUGGUUUCUAACAGUUUUUAUUCUUUCACUUGCAGUCCUGGUGGAGAUUUAUACUUAGUUCUUUUUGGGUCAGGCUUAUAGAGUUAUUAAAUCUUUUUUUAAAUGACAUUUUUGGCCAUUAGGAAAAAAACAGAAAUAAAGUUUCACUAAGAAUCUUUAGACGCUCCUAAAAACCUCUAGUCCCUGCUGCAAUCUGCACUCUAAGGGAUCAUCUAGGAAUAGUGAUUUUUUUUUUCCUGAGGUCUGAUUGGUCAGUAAGUGGAAUUUUCCUGCCAUUGAGUCUCUAAUUAGGAAAAUAAGAUGCCCUGGAGCAAGUUAGGUCUGCUACAUUGUGAUGUACCUUAGUAAAUGAAGCAACUUCAAAAUCCUGAAAAAAAAAAAAGAGUUAAAACUGAAGUUAAUCUGUAGCUCUGAGCAGGUCUGGGAUUAUUUUGGGGGUGAUCCAGUUUGUGAAACAGCUCUUCAGCAUUUGUUUGUGUGAUACAGCUUCAUGUGACUCCACCUGCAACAUUAGAGCAGUGAAGAGGUGGACCGGUCAACAAGCUCUGAUAGCAGCUUCCUAAAAUAAAACUUAAGUAACACCCCCACCCCCACGCUGGGGUCAGACUAGAUUACAGACAGACAGCUGGAGAACAGACGGAGGAAAGGACGAAGCUGAAACUCAAGGGAAACACUGGAUUUCUGACAGUGUGACAUCAUGGCAGGACCCAGGAUCUCUCGCUCCACAUCAUCUGCUUCCAGUCUGACUUCUGACGAUUAUUCUCUCUAUAGUAAUCUGAGUGAAGAAGAGCUGCUGCAGCUUGCAAUUGAGCGCAGCCUAACUGACACACAUGGCAACACCACCGAAUCCAACACCAUCAGUGCCAACAACACCAUCAGUGCCAGUACCCCCAGCUGUGUCCAGCCUUCUCAUUGUCCUGACAAACUGAACCCAGCCAUAAACACAAACCAGCCCAGCUACAGAGCUCAAAAUUCAUUUCAAGCACAGACCACAGCACACUACAGCUCACCAAACCCACCACCUCAAAAGCCUCCUGAUCCGAAGACAUUUGAUGGGACAAUCAGUCUGUUUGUCACGGGUUCUGGGAAGAGGAUGGUGGCAUAUCGCAGACAUGAUGGCAGUCUGGUCCACAUCUGUCCCGAACCUGAAGAGGAGGAGGAACCUUUGUUCAAAGCAAUCCGUGAAGGUGAUGCAAGCAGAGUGAAAGCACUUGCAAUGUGCCCAGGAACAAACUUGAUGUUGCCGAGUAAACCGGGCUGGCUGGCAGUUCACCAGGCAGCGUGGUUCGGCAAGGAAACCUGUCUGCGCAUGCUGCUGUCAGCUCAGCCUGGGAUGAUCAACAAGAGGACAGAACAUGGCGAGACAGCACUGCUGGUUGCCGUCAGUAGAGAGCAUCUGGGAUGCGUUGAGGUGCUCCUGGGAAGAGGAGCUGAUCCUGACAUUCCAAACUAUGACAAAGAGACACCACUGUACAAAGCCUGUGAGAGGAGCAACCCAGCAAUUGUGGCAGUGUUGCUGAACCACGGAGUAGUGGUGAACACUCGCUGCAUUCAAGGGUGGACAGCACUACAGGAAGCUGUUAGCCGAAACAACCUGGACAUCUGUGAGAUGCUCCUGAAGGCCGGUGCCAAACACAGCAUCAGCAACAUGUAUGGCAUCACACCACUCUUCACCGCUGCUCAGAGUGGGCAGCUCGCCACGCUGCGUUUUCUGCUCAAACAUGGUGCUGACAUCAACAGCCAGGCAGCUGAUGGCGCGACAGCUCUGUAUGAAGCCACUAAAAAUGGACAUGAACAAGUCGUUGAGCUUCUCAUUUCCCAGAAUGCUGAUGCCAACAAACCAGGAAAGAGGGGACUGCUACCUCUUCAUGUUGCCGCCCAGAGAGGAAGUGACACCAUAGUCUCCAUGUUGAUCCCAGCCACCAGUAAGGCCAGAGUCCGGCGGACUGGCAUUAGCCCUCUGCACAUGGCAGCAGAGCGUAACCGUGAUGAUGUCCUGGAGACUCUAAUCGGGGCAGGGUUCGAUGUCAACACCCAACUAUCAGAGGAGUGGUCUAGGUUGUACGAGGACCGCCGUAGUACGGCACUCUACUUUGCUGUUAUCAACGACAACAUCGAUGCUGUGCAAAUGCUCCUGACUGCUGGCGCUAACCCAAACUUGGAUGUGUUCAAGCCUGUGAUGGUAGCAGCAAGGCAGGGCUGCAUCCAGACCAUCACACUGCUUGUAGAACAUGGCGCUGAGAUCAAUGCUACCAUCCCCACCCACCCCACUACUUUCCCUGCCGUGUACAUGUUCUCAAUGAAGUACCUGCCUAUGUUCAAGUACCUGCUAGACCAUGGAGGCAAUGCCCUUUCCUGCUUCAAUUGUGUGUAUGGCAGUCGUCCUCACCCACCAAUCAAAACCAGUCGAACAGAGAGGGAUGAACUCCAUGAUAUCGACCAAGCUGUCCCAAGAAGAGCCAUUCAGUUCUGUGAGAUGAUAUCCGUCCCCAGUAUCUGUCGAUGGGCGGGGCCAAUUAUUGAUGUCUUGUUGGAUUACGUCGGCCAUGUGACUCUUUGCUCCAGACUGAUGGAACACCUGGACAGUUACUCUGAAUGGACCUGCAUAAAGGAGAAAGCGGCUCCACCGCGCCCACUGCUGCAGCUCUGCAGGCUGCAGAUUCUUCACCUGGUUGGUCGCCGUUGGUUGAAGAAGUUGCCACUCCCUGGGGGUCUGAUCCGUUUCCUGCAGCAUCAGGAGUUGAUGUAGAUUGACUGAUGUUUAUAAUCUGGAUGGUUUGACUGAGAGUUAUUGAUUAGCUCUGAUUUUUUUUUUUUUUUUAAGUUGGUACCCUGAUGGUGCUGGAGACAGCAGUGGUAAUCCACUCUUAAUGCUGCACGAACCUUUUUUUUUUUUUUAGUUUGGAUUUUGAAUAAAUAAAUGCCACAAGUCAAACCCCAGGGGGCACAAAGACUUGGCCUAAACAGCCAAGAUGACUCUGAACUGUCUCUGACCGAUUUUGAGUGAUUCAAAGUCCAGACUCAAAGGUUUUUU
This is a messenger RNA of Pundamilia nyererei, 4017 nucleotides long. It is a transcript of the gene asb2a.1, whose product is annotated as ankyrin repeat and SOCS box containing 2a, tandem duplicate 1. Gene Ontology annotation, biological process: intracellular signal transduction; protein K6-linked ubiquitination. NCBI's taxonomy places the organism in Eukaryota, Metazoa, Chordata, Actinopteri, Cichliformes, Cichlidae. The coding region runs from base 1681 to 3732 and encodes 683 amino acids. The record is from RefSeq and is a predicted model, not a curated record. The transcript has 10 exons. Gene Ontology annotation, cellular component: BRCA1-BARD1 complex; BRCA1-A complex. Gene Ontology annotation, molecular function: protein binding; ubiquitin-protein transferase activity.